UUUGCAAGCAGGUCUUGGAUCGAUUGGGUUCUCGUCGCAAACGUGCGCUCCUUUUUUUGCGUUCGACUUACUCUAAACAAGAGACUUUAGUAGCACUGUAGACAGUGCUGCGAAGAGUAUUAAGUACGGGCAGAUGUAGACUGGAGUAGAUGUGUAUACACACAAAGUUUGUUGGUGUAACUGACAGUAGGCGCGCGUGCAGCCACCCGAGAAUCAACCCACCCAAAAGGCCUUCAUUUCCUUCCUCUCCUCUUGCUACCAACCAAAGCUUCAGACUCCAAACACCAAAAAGCAAGCAAGAAACAAACCCAGAGAAUCGAAUCUGAGAUCUCUCUCCAACAGAAUGGCCACCGAUGCGAUCCUGGAGACGAUCAAGCCGCGCCGGAGCCUGUCGCGGGAGGACCUCCCGGUAACCCACGCCGCCUCCGCCUCCGGCAAGGGCAAGGCGGGCGGCGACCUGGACCUGUCCGGGAUGCGACGCCGCGUGUCGUCGUCCCUGUCGGCGCGGAUCCGGCCGCUCUCGUCCUCCUCCUCCUCCUCCUCGGCGGCGCUGUUCCGGCGCGCGCGGUCGAUGCCGUCGAUCAAGGCGCUGGCGGCGGCGGGCGCGCUGCGGCGGUGGUGGGAGUGGGGGCUCGGGUGGGUCAUGGCGCGGAAGCCGCCCUUCGCGCGCGGGUUGGAGAUGAGCGACGACGAGGCCAAGGCGCUCGGCGGGUGCCACUGCCGCGGCACGCUGCGGCACGUCUUCUUCAGGGCCCGCGCCGAGGUGCGCCGCCUCCUCGGCCGCGACGGCCGCCCCGUCGCGAGCUCCGCGCAGGACUUCAGGUACGACUCCGACAGCUACGCCCAGAACUUCGACGAUGGCGGCGAUGCCCACGCCAGAUGCUAGCGGCAGCUGCGGCUGAGCGCCGCUUACCUUCCCGCAUUCUGCCGUUCUCGGCGAAAUUGAUGGAUGCGGCAUUGCGUGCACAGAGUUGCUCCUCUGCUUCUGCGUACGCGGGAAUAAACGGGACGAAUUGUUCCUUGGUGGUAAAAUGUAUAGUAAGUACAGUAUACGAUGCGUGAUUGUUUCUCUCUGUGUGUGUGAGCGGAUCAUGAUAUACCAUCAUGUUCUUUCACUCUUGUUUCUUCCGAUUCGUUUUCUGAUCCAUGUAAGUAAACCGACCAUGAUGGUGGUCGAUUCGAUCUUGGACCGGCAAAAAUGUACAUACUCUAUGUGUUGAAUGCUCCUGCCGUCCUGCGACACCAUGCAUAAGCAAAUCAAUGAACGGACAUUUCUGAAAUCGGAACCAAAUGGCAUAGAGAGCAUGUACUGUACUACUCGGACGAACAGAGCAGAUGAGCGGAUAUUCGGAUCGGAUGCUGUUUUAGUUUAUUUAUUUUUCCCUCGUGGGAUUCAGAUUCAGAUCUGGUUGUUCCGGUGGUGGUGUUGUUGGUUCAGGGUCCCUUUCCAUUCCAGCCGCGCGCGUACCGCGACGCGGGAGCUACCGUUUCUUCUCUGGGGAGCUGUUAAGCUGCAGGUACAGAUUUCCUGUUUGUUUACGGCGAACUGAUCGAUCUGGGAGAGGUUGUGGGGGAGAUAGACGUACAGAGGGAAGAUGAUGAAUGAUGAUGGCGAGUGGGAGCCGGACCAACCGUGGAAGGUGGCUGUCGUCGUCUUCAUUGCACGAUCAUCGGCGUUGGGGCCAGCGGUAUGAAGGAUGAUAUUUGUCCAGGUCACCUGGGCUGAGCUGAGGACGAUUCUGAGAGCCUGAGAAUUGAAACUGAGUUGCUGCUGGUGCUGCUGCUUUUCUUUUUCUUUUUUCUUUUGAGGGGGGCUCAGCUGCUGCUGCUAGCCGACGUGUCCACGACUACAAGGUCACGUGCGGGGGGAGUCGUGGGGAUUCCGAGGCGAGGGCCACACGACGGGCCGUCUCGAUGCAGACUUUUCUUUUGUUUUUUUGACUUUUGACUACCGGUUUGUUUGCGGGCCGCGGCGGGCAACCACGGCUUUGACUCCUUGAGGUUUAGGAGCUCCUUCGGGCCUGGCCCAAGAAGAUCAUCGGGCUAGCAAAAUCGUCCGAUUUUGCUAGCGCCCAGGCGCCUGAUUUUUUUGAGAAAACCAGUCGAUUUCUGGGCCGUCCAUCACAUGCAUCAAGAUCCGUAAAAGCUUGGUUGGAUUUUCCUUUUCUUUUAGCUCACACAGCGGCGUCGGGUGGUCUGUCUCUACCCAUUCCCAACUACCAAGCCGCAUGCCGCCGCCGCUCCUUCUGCGCCCUUCGCGGGCUCGUCGCCGCCGCCGCUCCUUCUGCGCCCCGGGAUCGUCGCUGCUACCGGCCGUCUCCCCUGCUACAUGCCGCACGCGCGCCGCCGCUGAUCCUUAUGCGCCGCCGCCGCGGCCACGUCACGGCAGAGGGGGUCCUAGGCGGUUCUGUUUUCUGUCCCCGUCUGGUGAGUUGCGCCAUCCCCAUCCGGAGAGGUCCAGGAGCUCGUCUUCCUCUGGUCACGGCCGCCCCUCGCGUCGCCGCACACGUCCCUGCCCGGCGGCUCGGGGUCGGCGUUGUCGCAGCCGCUCCACCUCGACGGCCUCGGCGCAGACGAGCUCGAGUGUUUCGGGAGAGUGCGAGGUGGAGGCGACAUGGUGUUCGGUGAGUCCCCCGUCGGCGUCUCUAGCUUUUGUGCGAUCUGCGAUUUGCUUUGCAGCGUUUUGCCCUGAUUUUUUGAUCUCACUUAUGUGUGGGGAGGCAAAGACAGCAGAGGCGGGGGAGGAUUUGGAUCUGCGCUCGUCGGCGGUGAGGUCUGGUCUGCUAUCCGCUGAUUUUGCUUCCCUCUUCGCGGCGAAUUUGGCGAGGCAAAGGCAGUAGAGGUGAGGCGUGUCAUCAGUGGCGCAGGGUGUUCUCCACGCAUUGGAGGCCAAGAGAGGGAGGAGGUGAAGAUAGUAGAUGUGAUUUUCAUCUCUGCUCGUCUUCGAGGAAGUCUGCGACGGCUCCGUCCGGGUACAGCACAAGCCCAGAACCGGAAAGAUUUUUUAGCUGAAGCAAAGUCUGACAUAAUGUAACCUGGGGCUGUUAUGUGUGAAUCAUGUCCAGAUCCUUGCAUGAUAUAUGUAUUGUAUUUUUCAGGCAAUAUGGAGCCGGAUUUAUUUUAGUCUGAGCAACAUAGAGAAGCAUGUGUCCAUUUUUUGCUGCUUUUACAUAUCCAGGGAUUUGUUUCUGGCGCCCAAAAACAUAUUCCAGGGGGUUUAAACUUGUGUGUUGGCUCAUAUCUAAAGUGACUGCUUUUUGUUGAA
This is a messenger RNA of Brachypodium distachyon (stiff brome), 3265 nucleotides long. RefSeq lists its product as uncharacterized. NCBI's taxonomy places the organism in Eukaryota, Viridiplantae, Streptophyta, Magnoliopsida, Poales, Poaceae. The transcript has 4 exons. The record is from RefSeq and is a predicted model, not a curated record. Bases 344 to 886 code for a protein of 180 amino acids.